Messenger RNA from Prorocentrum cordatum, 231 nucleotides. The record is from the annotation of a GenBank genome assembly. NCBI's taxonomy places the organism in Eukaryota, Dinophyceae, Prorocentrales, Prorocentraceae.
GAGUGGAAGAAGCACAGCUGGUACCGCAGGAGUACCACCUUCGGGGGCAAAGUGGUCAUGAAGACGUUGGGCGCUGGCUGCAAGCCCCAGUUCUGGGCGCAGAUCACGCCGAAGGUCGCGGCGAAGUACGACUACAUCUGGAUGCUGGACGAGGACAUCCGCCUGGACUUCCUGAACUGGGACUUCUACCGCACGGUGCUCUCGACAAUCGACCCGCUUGUCUCCCAGCCG